Molecule: messenger RNA, 894 nt
Organism: Knipowitschia caucasica
Lineage: Eukaryota; Metazoa; Chordata; Actinopteri; Gobiiformes; Gobiidae
Source: the annotation of a GenBank genome assembly
AUGGGAUGUGACGGAGGAACAAUCCCCAAACGACACGAGUUGGUUAAAGGACCAAAGAAAGUAGAGAAGGUUGACAGAAAUGCGGAACUUGUUGCAAAGUGGACAUACUGUGCUCUGAGUCAAGAGAAGCUCAAGCGCCCGAUUGUGACUUGUGAACUGGGAAGGCUUUACAACAAGGAUGCCGUCAUUGAAUACCUCUUGGACAAGUCUGCGGAGCGACCAAACUCUGAGGCAGUUACACACAUCCGAGGCACAAGGGACAUUAAAGAGCUGAACCUGACUGAUAAUCCAGAGUGGGAAGGCGAGAGGAGAAACACAAAGGGGGACAAGUAUGAGGACAUUCACUGCGGCAUGUUCAUUUGCCCCGUGGUCGGACUGGAGAUGAACGGCAAACACAGAUUCUGCUACCUUCAGACUUGUGGAUGUGUGUUUUCUGACCGCGCGCUCAAAGAAGUCAAGACGGAGAUUUGCCACAAGUGUGGAGAGCCCUUCAAAGCUGAGGACCUUGUGGUUCUCAACGGCACAAAGGAGGAGGUGGACAAGCUGAGGCAGAACAUGGAAGAGAAGCGUGCAAAGGCUAAAACUAAAAAAUCCAAAAAGACUAAAGCAGCAGAAACCGUGGCUGCACCACUGGAAUCUAACGAUGAAACGAGCUCAACAAAAGCAGGAAGUAUUGUCGAGAAUGGAAAUGUUACAGGCAGUGAUUCAGAUGUUGCCGGCCCCAGCUCCUCCAAAAGCAGCAGCAGCAGCGGUAGCGGUGCUUCUAAGCGCUCCGUUCAGAAAAUGCAGGACAAAUCCGAGGCCUUCAAAUCCUUGUUCACCAGCCACAGCUCGGCCAAACGCACCAAAGACCAGAUGUCAAACUGGGUCACGCACACCCCCUAUCACUUCUAA